AAAGCCCUAGGAAACCUGACCUUUAAUUUUUCUCACCAUUCCUUGCAGGGAUUGUGUGAUUGUUGGAGCGCUGCUUCAGUCUAUUCUAUUUUAACCAUUUGCAUUUAAGAUGCAAUUAUGCACCUCUGUAAUCAUUUCCUGAGGCACCGGGCCACCUUGGGAGUAUGUUCUUGUUGAAGUUCCUACCUGGUCUUUAUAAUUCAUUUUAACAAAAUAUUUUGGACGCCAUUUAUCCUGUUGUAGUGCCCAAAUUCUAUCUCGAGGAUUAAAUAUGUGCGUGGCAAAUAUUUUUCCCAACUAAUCACUUCAAAUGUAAUUAGAUAGCUCAGGAUGUUAUAAAAACAUGCUAACCAAAACAUAUUUAUGUUUUUUGACAUGGUAAUGUGCUGGAGAACUCUAAUAAACUUUAAUCUUUUAAAUAUUCUUCAAUCGAAUAAAAGCACACAGUGAUUAAACCUCACAAAAAAAAGGGCAACUGUUAGGAAUUCACAUUUUAAGUUAAUUUUGCUUUUUCUCAAACCAGUGGACAGUGUGUUUUUGAGAGUUUUAAGUGGGAAGCACUGCUUGGAACACUGGGCAAAAAUAUUUUAUGUGCACCUAAAUUGAUGAAGGUUCAGUUUUGUAUUUGUCUUGUAAACAAGGCUUUAAAUUUAAUGUGAUUAAAAAAGCGAAAUUUCCAAUCAAUAGGCUGCUUUUCCCCUUAUUUUUUUCUGGUUGGACAAUCUAACUUUAUGACCCCCAAACAUAAAUAUAUGUAUUGACUGGUGGUCUAAUAUAGGUGGUCCAGUUAAGAGUCCUGGACCCAGAUUUGGAAGACCAGUGUGAUUGAGUUGUUGGUAAUUGGCAAGUCGCUUAAGUUCUCUCACUCCUCAUUUCCUCAUUGUUGGAUUUCUUAAUUCACAGGAGUAUUGUGAGGAAAACAUUUUAUAAACUUUAAGGCACUAUGAUCUGGGUCCCUCCCAUUUCCUACUAUUUGUGAUUCUAUUGUAUGAAUAAAUGUGAGUUAAAAAAAAAAAGUUGAUGCCCCUCAUUCGAUAAGAGUAGAACAUCUUUAGUAGUAAAUCUUGGACUUGGAGUUGGGAGACUUUAGUUUGAAUCUCUGCCAUGACACACUGGCCACUUAUGCUAUCACAGGCAAGUCCUUUAGCUCCUCUGAAUCGAAGUUUCUUAAUUUGCAAAAUGGAAGGAACAAAAAUAUGUAUUCCAGUCUCUUAAUGCUUCAAAUCCUUUGUAAGCUUUCAGGUACUGUGUAAAUAUAGAUGUUAUUCCAGUAGUAGUGAAGAAUUUCUGUAGAUUUUAUUUGUACACUUUAAUUGACAUAUGUAUGUGUGUGUAUGAGAUUUUUUUGGAAAUGCAUGCCAAAUACCAAUUACAUUCUCUGUUCUUGUAACCUUCAUUUACCUUCAUCUUUUACCUAGCUGGUAAAAAAUGUGACAAAGGACAAGGUAAAGGAAACCAUGAUAUUCGAAGAAUUUUGUGAAGCACUAAAAUGCCAAGAAAAUAGUGGUGGAAAAGUGUGUGACUAAAUAUUUAGUAUUUGCUAUAGAUUAAAAAUCAUGCCAUGUAUUAUGCAGAGAUUAUAUGAUUUUGUGAGAUUCUGUCUUUAUCCUUGAGUACACUGCCUAUUUUAUCAAGAUAAAAUGUGAAAUGAAGGUAAUUUGAUUAUUUAUGAAUGUUUGAUACAUAUUUUAAGAUAUAAAUUAUUAUCCUGGUCUUUACCCCUUUAAGCAUGGGCCUGUACUUCUUAUUAAAGGUGGAUAUUGAUAUCGGAGGUUCAAACCUUGAGGAACUCGCUUCUCUUUUCUAGGUUUGUUCUAAGGAUCCACUUCAUCUCAAUAAACAAAUUAGAUAUUAAUUAGAAAUUUGCUCUGAAGGUCAAAAGUUUCCAGAGGUUUGAACUGAAAUUUGGAUACAAUGUUACAGUAGAUAUUGUUGAUGGCAUCUUAGUCACAAGCAGGACAUUGUGGCAGGACAUUAAUUUUUUAAAAAUGAAUAUGUCUAGUAUUGCAUUAAGAGUGGAAACUUGGCUUUCUUCUGCAUGGCAUAUUAAAGUACCCAUGACAUGGCUGGAAGCUUGUAUUACUUGGAUUCAAGAAGAAAAUAAUGAUGUGAGUUUGACUCAGGCUCAAAUGAAUAAACAAGUCUUUGACCAAUGGCUUCUUACUGAUCUAAGAGAUUUGGAAUAUCCUAUUUUACCUGAUAAGAUUUUGGAAGUUCCAAAAGGAGAGCUAAGUGGUUUUUAUUCUUUGCAGAUUAAUUCAUUGGUUGAUGUUAGUCAGCCUAUGUAUUCCCAGUUGCAAAAGUUGAGAGGACUGAACAGGUCAAAUGAUCAAGUAACAGCUGAAACACAAAUAUCCUUAAAACCUUGGGAAGCAAAUCCUACACGAAUGCUAAUGUUGCAGAUAACUGAUGGUGUUAGGCAAAUACAGGGCAUGGAAUACCAACCCAUUCCAGCUCUUCAUCAAGCUAUUCUUCCAGGUACAAAAAUUCUUAUUCAUGGAAAAGUUUCUUACCGUCUUGGUGUUCUUCUCUUGAAACCAGAAAAUGUGAAGGUGCUAGGGGGUGAAGUGGAUGCUCUUGUUGAAGAACAUGCCCAAGAAAGAAUACUUGCAAGACUAAUUGGAGAGCCUGAUUCUUUAACUUCAACCAGAUCAAAUCAUAGCCAAUGCAUUCCUGUUCUUGCAGAUGGACUAGAAUCAGCAUUAGAACCUUCAGAUGAAGAACUUCUAGCAAGCCUUGAUGAAAAUGAGUCAAUAGUGGUCAGUAAUGACACUCAUUUAGAAAGUGGCUAUUUUAGCAGAAGUAUUUCAGACUCUAUCAGCAAUGUGAUUUCUAGCUCAGGACUUUCGUGCAUUACACCAAGAAAAGAAGAAAAUUUAGCAAAUCCAUUUGUGAAUUUCACUGAAGGGGACGUAGAUGAUUUUUCACUAGAGGAUGUCUUGUUUUUAGAGGAGACUGUUCAGAAGGAACUUCAGGAGACAGAAGAAAGGAAUUCAUUGACAUUGAACAGAGGCAGUGACAAAAAUAUAAAGAGACAUUCACAGAAACCUAGUAUUUCAGAAGAUUUUUCUCUGGUUAAUAUAAAUGAAAAAAAUGUUCAGAAUCAAAAGAUCUUAUUUGAACAAAUAACCAGUAAAGACAAAUCUUGUAGUUAUCUAUCCAUGAGAGAUCAAAAUCCUAGCAAUAUUUUGUCAUUUGAAAAUAAUGCACACCUGCCCCAGGAUUUCAUAGUUAAACAUAAAAGCUCAGAUAUAUAUGAAAAAAUUAAUCCCCCCCUGGGCAGUUUAGAAAACUAUAUGCUAAAUGAUAAAACAUUAAAAGCAGAACUAGUUAAUGAACCAAAACUAAUUUCAGAAAUCAGUAAUGAAAGCAGUUAUAUACAUCCUAGUUAUUUAAUAUCAUCAGAGAACAACUUGGAUCGAAUUUCUAUUGCUGUCAAUUUGGAUUCACCACCUUUUACUUAUAUUUCUGUCCUGUUAUCUAGAAAUUUAAAUGAAAUAACAACUGUGAAAGUCAAAGCUUUUAUUGUAACCUUAACUGGAAAUCUCUCAGGUUGUGGGGGCUUUUGGAGUAUAACUGCAAAAAUUUCUGAUGGUACUGCUUAUCUAGAUGUGACUUUUGCAGAUGAAAUACUAACAAAUAUGAUUGGGUUUUCAGUAUCAGAAAUGAAACAGUUAAAAAAAGAUAAUAGUCAGCAUAAAAAAUUACAGGAAGGUUUACAAAAAUGUCAGAGAGCUCUAAUAGAUUUGUGCUGUCUGAUGACCAUUACAUUUAAUCCUUCCUUGUCUAAAGGCAUAGUGUCAGUUCUACAAGAUGUAAAUAUGGAAGAUCUGCAAAACUUAAGGAGACGUUUGAAUAAAUAACAUCAAUUUUGAAUAAAUCCUUAAGUUUUGAAUAAAUGACUUACCAAAGCAGUAAUAGAAAAUAAUUGAAAACACUCACAAAUUUUGAGGAUUUGAUCUAAAAACCAAAUGUUAACAUUUUAGAUGUUUUAAUUCAUUUUGGGGGAUAAAAGGAGUAAAAAUCUAAAAUUAAAUUAGGUAUAAUUAUCCCCUCCAAAAUCUCUGUUUUAAUUUUUUUUUGGGGGGAAGACACCUCUCUGAAAGAAUGUUAACAUUUAGAUAAGAAACUGGUUUUUGUUAUCCAUCCCUUCUGAAGAUCAUUCCUAAUUUGUCUCCAGAAUGAUUUCUAAAGUGUUAUAUUAUUGUCCAGUACUGGGUUAUAUUAAUAAAAAUUGAUAAAAAUAAAACAUUUGAAUUUUAAAAUUUCUAAACAAAUAAUUUGUAUAUUUUUUAAAAAAAAUUGUUGUAAUCUCAGAGGACCAAAAUGCUGGUUUUCAGAUUCAAGUUACUCUUUUGAUUUUUAAUUUGCUGGUACUUGUUUUUGUGAUAUGAAACAUAAACUUUCCAAUGUUAUAUAUGAAAAUGAGUAAAUUAUUACAAAAAGACUUGUUUUGAUUGUUAUUCUAUUUUCAAAUGGUACUGAAAAGUUAAUAUCCAAGUUCAGGGAUUGUUAGCAUGUUUGGAUAAAAAUAAGCUUUUUAUCUUUGUUUAUAGAUAGUGCUGACUAGGUAGUGCUGACUAAACUGAAAAUUAUAAAAGUACACAUGAAUUUGAGGUUUUUUUUUUUUACCUUUUUAGUUUGCUAUAACUUGUUUU
Sarcophilus harrisii (Tasmanian devil) is the source of this 4658-nucleotide messenger RNA. It is a transcript of the gene RMI1, whose product is annotated as RecQ mediated genome instability 1. The transcript has 4 exons. Gene Ontology annotation, biological process: resolution of meiotic recombination intermediates; double-strand break repair via homologous recombination. The coding region runs from base 1989 to 3863 and encodes 624 amino acids. NCBI's taxonomy places the organism in Eukaryota, Metazoa, Chordata, Mammalia, Dasyuromorphia, Dasyuridae. Gene Ontology annotation, molecular function: nucleotide binding. The record is from RefSeq and is a predicted model, not a curated record. Gene Ontology annotation, cellular component: nuclear body; RecQ family helicase-topoisomerase III complex.